This is a messenger RNA of Fraxinus pennsylvanica, 765 nucleotides long. The record is from the annotation of a GenBank genome assembly. Lineage: Eukaryota; Viridiplantae; Streptophyta; Magnoliopsida; Lamiales; Oleaceae.
AUGACAGAUAGAGUGUACCCAUCAGCCAAGCCGAAGGCCAACGGGGGCGCCCCCGCCCCCGCCGCAAAUGGUGGCUCCAACCCAAACAAAGCUCAAUUAUACAACAACACCCGCCCCAUGUACCGCCCUCAACCACCUAGACGGCGUCGCCACAGCCGGAGCUGCUGCUGCUCUAUCUGUCUUUGUACCACCAUGCUAAUCCUCUUCCUCCUCCUCCUCGCCGCCAUUGCUGGCACCAUUUUUUGGGUCCUUUACCGCCCCCACCGCCCUUCCUUCUCAGUUUCCACCCUCCAACUCUCCAAAUUCAAACUCACUGACACCGCCAUCACCUCGACCUUCGACCUCACUCUCACUGCACGUAAUCCUAACAAGAAAAUUGUCUUCCUCUACGACCCUAUCGCUGUGAAAAUAUUUUCCGGCGACAUCACUGUCGGCGAUGGAUCUUUUCCGGGCUUUACUCAAGCUACCAAAAAUAGUACCACUUUGAGAACUUUAAUUUCAAGUUCUUCCCCAUUUUCAGAUGGCACCGACACUUCUCCAUUGAAGUCGAGCUUGAAGAACAAGAAUUUGCCGCUCAAAAUCACGCUCGAAACCAAAAUGAAAGUCAAAAUCAGUAUGUUGAAAACGAAGAAGCUAAACAUUAUGGUUACUUGUGAUGGGAUUAAUAUAUCGGUGCCCACCGGAAAGUCGCCGACGAAGACAACGCCGAUGGAUGUGAAGUGCAAGGUUGAUCCAAGUUUCAAGAUCAUGAAAUGGACUGUUUGA